UCUACAAUAUGGAGGGAGUUUCCCCAUUUUUCAUACUUCCUCUUCUUGUAUUGUUUUCUUGUCUUAGCCUUGCUACUACUAAUCAACUCUAUACUGAUGAGUUUCCACUUCUUGCUUUUAAAUCCCUCAUCACUUCAGAUCCUUCCAAUAUAUUGAAAAAAAAUUGGACCGCCGGAACCUCUGUUUGUACAUGGUUCGGAGUUACUUGUGAUUCACCUCAUAAUAGGGUGACUCAUUUGGAUCUCUCGGAUAUGGGACUCGGAGGUAGCAUUCCACCAGAAAUUGGAAAUCUUUCUUUUCUUGUUUCUCUAAAUUUAAGUGGAAACUCUCUUCAUGGUUACCUGCCAAAGGAGGUUUGCAGCUACAACAACCUUCCAAGACUCAAAGAACUUCAGCUAUCCAAUAAUACUUUGGAGGGAGAGAUACCACUGAGUUUGGGUGAAUGUCCACAGCUUGAGAUUCUUGCCUUGUCAUACAACAACUUUGUGGGACAUGUGCCUGCACAAAUUGGGAACAUUACAAGCCUUAAGAGAUUACGCAUUUAUGACAACAAUCUAAAAGGUACUAUUCCCAAAGAGAUUGGUCUUUUGAAUAAAUUGGAGUUGAUGCGUUUGGGCUUUAACGAACUCAGUGGAGCAAUCCCAAACGAAGUUGGGAACAUGACAAGCCUUUCUGACUUAUCGCUAUCGAAUAAUUCUUUAAGUGGUCCAAUACCAUCAACCAUUGGAAAUCUAUCAAAUCUGAAGCACUUGGUUCUUCGUUUCAACAAAUUAAAUGGAAAUCUCAAGAUUCUCAAAUACUUGAACUUGUCCCACAAUACCCUCAUGGGACAUAUACCUUCAUCUCUUGGAAACUUAAGUGAACUCGAAUCGUUGGACUUGUCAACAAACAAAUUGGAUGGUGAAAUUCCAAGUGAAUUGACAAGGUUGACAUUUCUUGCGAAAUUAAACCUUUCAAUAAACAAUCUUGUUGGGCAAAUACCGCGAUCCAAUCAGUUCUCCACAUUUGAGAAUGAUUCAUAUAUGAGAAACUUGGGAUUGUGUGGACUUCCGUUGACAAGAAAAUGCAAAGAUGAGAAUGGGCCAACGAUAAACCCCGCAGAUGAGAAAAGCAACAACCUAUCUUUUAUGCAAGAAGUUGGCAUAUCAAUGGCCUUUGGUUUUAUUUUCGGAUUCUGGGGAGUUAUUGGUUCUUUCUUACUAAAGAAAUCAUGGAGAUUCGCAUUCUUCAACUUCUUUGAUGAUGUUGGAGAUUGGCUCUACGUUAUGGGUCUCAUGCUUGUAUCCAAAUGGGGACGGACCUAAACUAAGUUCCAGCAAAUGAUGCCAAAAGCGUUGAUUGUGUUGGAAGGACUUGAAUUAUGGCGUCAAAUUCACGUGAUGCUGGCAGAACAGGUUGAGGAAUCAAAGUCAUCGUUGUACUAUGAUGUUCGAUGGACCAUCGGACAUCCUUUAAGUUACUAAAUUGUCCUUUUAUUUGUUUUGCGUGCUUAUUUUUUUGUAAUUUUGUUACUUCCUUCUGAAUCAGGGUUUCAAACCACUUAUAAAUAAUGGAUUUCAUUGUU
This is a messenger RNA of Salvia hispanica, 1564 nucleotides long. The record is from RefSeq and is a predicted model, not a curated record. NCBI's taxonomy places the organism in Eukaryota, Viridiplantae, Streptophyta, Magnoliopsida, Lamiales, Lamiaceae.